UUGGCAUUUGCCGGGCUGUUUUAAAGAUCACCUUUUAUCAUUGAUCUUAAAAAAUUUUUUUGAAGAUGCACAGCAGUCACUAAUUGCUAUUGAUGUCACUUCCUUUUCUUGGGUAUUUAUGGGAAUGUGGAUUAUGAGCAUGGUUGCCAUGAGGAAGGUCCCUGCGUGGACCGAAACGUCACGUCGGCUUUUCAUGUAUAUUUGAAUACACUUUGCUUUGUUACACUGAAAUCCUGGUGUUGCUGGUCUUCCUUUGAGUAUCUACAAUUUUUACCUUGCACCCAGGUAACACGUCAUCAGCAGGGUGCUGUCCUAAUGAGGAUAUACUAUACUGGACACAGUUUGACGAGCACCUGCAAUUUUCUUUGAUAUAUUUUAUUUUUUUUUUGUUACAUAAUAUUUUAUUUCAUAGUCUCUGUCCUACAUCCAAGAAUAACAUGGAUAGACAAACACAGCAAGACAUGGAAUACAGACCAUACAUAACGGAAGAGGUUGAUAAAAUUCUGUUUACAGAGACAUUUAAGGACACAUUCGGUGAAUUGGGGGCAAAGGAAACCUAUCAUGAGUUACUGCGACUGAAAAGACGAGAGGUGGAGUUGCACCUACAUGGGGUGUCCCUCUCUGAAUAUUACAGAGAAAAGAGGAUCCCACGCGGCUUUCGGAUUAAUAAUAUGCCGACCAUUGGGCGCAGUAACCAGGAUUUCUGUAAUCGGUGGUGUGCAGCCCUAGAUAGAUGUUCACAUGAGCUGAUAUUGCUGGUAAUUGAAGAGACAGGACGGGAACUGAGGACAGUGCGUGGUGAGAUAAUACAAUUUGAAACAGAUAAUCUAAACACUCUGAGGAUGGACAAGGACGGAGACUGGCUAAAUAAGCUGCAAGAUCAGCUGAUUAAAUACAAAAGUGAGAUACUGGCCUUUAAACGUUCAAAAUAUCUUCGAGUGCAGCAGGAUUACAGAGAGGACGGCGUAUACAGAUGGCGUCAUGGAGGGAGAUCCGGAGUACAGAGGCGCAGAAUGAUGACGCGGCGAGUGAGAAAGCCGCUGGGGUACAUCUCAAGCAGCGCGGAAUCGGAGGAAGAACCUGUGGCAGAGGUGAAUUCCACACAGCAGCCUUUUUUAGGCGGAGAGCAGCCCCAAGGAGCAGGGGCCACAGCAAGCAACGCAGAGGAGGCCGCAAACACAAGCAAAGCAAGAGGACGGGGCAGACCUCCACGCCAGGGGAGCAGAGCACUGCCGAACAGGCGAUUAUAAACCUGUCUGGACAUCAGUUAACGCCACCAGAGGUAAGCGUAUUGACUAAGGGGUUAUCCUAUGUUCCCUCUGUAGUGCCUCAGGACUUUAAUAUUGUUGUGGACAAUUACAAAUUUUCGCGUACAUUGAGACUGCAGGAGCACUUUAAAGGAGCCAGGGGAAGCACAACAAAGGAUAAUAGCAUUACACCCCAAUUUAGAGCCAAAAGUGUCUUUGACCCGAUUAUUAAUAAUGCAUCUUUACGCACAUUUUCGCGCAUGUUGGACGCAGCAGUACCAGAUCUCUUACAACAAUCACGCAAUAGGGGGAACUGUACCAAAGAGGAACGCAUGGCCCUAAGGGGGUUGCGUGAGAAUUCCAAUAUAAUCGUGAAGCCUGCUGACAAGGGAGGUGCAGUAGUUGUUCUUGACUACGAGUAUUACAGAACUGAAAUAUUGGGGCAGUUAUUAGACGCAAGCUGUUACUGUAAACUAAGCUAUGACCCUACUCUUAAAUUUCAGACACAGCUCAAGAUUCUGUUGGAGGAAGCAUGCACCCAUGGAUGGAUAUCGGAGACUUUAUACUAUGGAUUAUACGUUGAGCAUCCGCAAUGGCCUAUAGUUCAAACUGACACGGAACUCACGGGCAUUAACCGUAAACGGAUACGUUUUGGACACAGAAGGCAUAGGAAUAUAAAAGAACUUCUGUCACCGGCGGACCCGGUAAGCAAAUACAAAUCAUUGAUGGUUACAGGCAAAGUGGGUGUUUACAGAUGUGGUGGUUGCGUUAUGUGCAGCUCCUUGAUCACAGGAGAUAAAUUCUUUCAUCCACACACUGGCAAAUCAUAUGAGAUUAAGCAGAGAUUGACCUGCAUUUCACAGAACGUGAUUUAUAUAAUUAAAUGCCCGUGCGGUUUAUUAUACUGUGGCAAAACUCGUAGGCAACUGAGGGAGCGCAUCAGCAUGCACCGGGCAACCAUCAGGGCCGCACUCGAUCCUAAACCUAGGAAAGAUACCAAGCAGGAUAUAUCGAAACAACCUGUGGCUCAACAUUGGUUGAUGGCUAAACAUCCUGCUUCUGCAUUUAAAUGCAUGCCUAUUGAUUGUAUUGCAGAUCUACCAAGGGGAGGCAAUAUAGACCAAGCUUUGUUACAGAGAGAAGCAUUCUGGACAUAUAAACUGAACUGUGUUCAUCCGAAGGGUCUAAAUACCUCAUUAUCGUUGAGCUGUUACCUGUGAAUGAAUGAGCCCCCCGUAUAGUCAGUAUUUUUGGGCUAUUUUGUAAUAUAUUAUUUCCCUUUUCAAGUAAUGUGGCCUGAUUUUCCAUGUAUUUAGGACUGAUUCUGACUGUCUCUUUUUUUGCCUCGGACUUAGAUUAGAGCCCCCACAAGUAAACGAAUAGAAUGGGAAUAGUUCCCACGAUCUUUUCUUCUUUAUUUGAUUGUAUGAAUAGUAUUUAACUUUAACGGUGCUCAUAUACUG
Messenger RNA from Xenopus laevis (African clawed frog), 2710 nucleotides. RefSeq lists its product as uncharacterized. The record is from RefSeq and is a predicted model, not a curated record. The transcript has 2 exons. Lineage: Eukaryota; Metazoa; Chordata; Amphibia; Anura; Pipidae. Bases 438 to 1250 code for a protein of 270 amino acids.